This is a messenger RNA of Xenopus laevis (African clawed frog), 3195 nucleotides long. RefSeq names its product regulator of G-protein signaling 14 S homeolog (gene rgs14.S). Gene Ontology annotation, biological process: spindle organization; regulation of G protein-coupled receptor signaling pathway; signal transduction. Gene Ontology annotation, cellular component: nucleus; cytoplasm; plasma membrane. Lineage: Eukaryota; Metazoa; Chordata; Amphibia; Anura; Pipidae. Bases 177 to 2063 code for a protein of 628 amino acids. The transcript is spliced from 15 exons. The record is from RefSeq and is a predicted model, not a curated record. Gene Ontology annotation, molecular function: microtubule binding; GTPase regulator activity; G-protein alpha-subunit binding.
UUACCAUGGCAGCGCUUCCUGUGGCUUUGAAGGAAAGCGGUAGUGUGGCUUUUGAGGAUGUUGAGGACAUUUUCUAGAGUUGGGGGUUGGUAGUGUCAUUGUCAUUGAGUUCCUGCAUUCGGGCAGAAAUGCUCUGAUCCUCAAAUGAUGAACUAUUGUGAUUAACAGGGGACGUAAUGCUGGGAAAAAUAAAGCACCUGGAUGUUCCUAAUGGAAGGAUGGUGCUGGCAGUUUCUGAUGGAGAGUUAAAUAAUACUGUCCAUGAUGGGCGAGGAAGUAACCACAGCCUCAACAGCCUGCCCAGUGUACAGAUUGGUGGACUUGCUUCAGAGAAAUCAGUGGCCAGCUGGGCUGUAUCAUUUGAGAGGCUUCUGCAGGAUCCACUUGGGGUGGAGUAUUUCACGGAAUUCCUAAAGAAAGAAUACAGUGAAGAGAAUAUAUAUUUCUGGAAGGCGUGUGAGAAAUUCCAUGCAAUCUCUAAUGAUGAUUCAGCAAAGCUUUUGGAAGAAUCACACAGGAUCUACAAUAAAUAUCUUUCCAGCAGCUCCCUGUGUCCAGUCAAUGUUGAUCAGCAGGCGCUAAUUACAGAGGACAUGCUGAAAACACCCUCGCCGGAUAUAUUUAAUGCACAGCAACUGCAGAUUUUCAACUUAAUGAAGUUUGACAGCUAUGCCCGCUUUGUUAAAUCACCAUUGUACCAGGAGUGCAUGCUGGCAGAAGUGGAGGGUAGACCUCUGCCCAACCUUAACCUCUCCCAGAGCGAUCCAGUUGCAAGUUGCCAUGCUCUUGCUUCUGGUGCAGUAAAGAAAAAGAAACUGAAGGCUGGAAAGUCUCUGCCGGUUGGAGUUGAGGGGAUAGACAUAGAAACCGUCACAGACAAAUCACAUCGCAGAUCUUUUAAGAAGAAGGACAGAAUAGGACAUUCCAAAGAAGCUUUAGACAGCAAUGGACUCUCAUCUCGCCGGGAAUCGGGGGUAUCACUUAACUCCAAUACCAGUCUGGAGCUAGGUCUCAACUCUUCAUUGACAAGCAAAUCUGAGAAUGAAGGUGGGAGCACAGGCAGUGCUGACGCUGAAGCAGAUACCAAAUCACUAAAAUAUUGUUGUGUCUAUCUUCCUGAUGGCACUUCCUCACUUACUGCUGUCAAACCAGGUUUAACGAUCCGGGACAUGUUGGCCGGGGUUUGUGAAAAACGUGGAUAUUGUCUCUCAGAUGUGAAAGUGUUCUUAGUAGGAAAUGAACAGAAGGCCUUGGCCCUGGAUCAGGACUGUUUGGUACUAACAGAGCAGGAAGCGAGGCUGGAAAACUGGAUAAGCUUUGAGUUACAGAUGAAACCGAUGGAUAAAAGUGUUCGGAUCGUGUCAAAACCCACUAAGACCAUUGGAGAGGCCCUACACUCAAUACUAAAGAAAUACGGACUGGAGAAUCAGCACAUUGUACUCACUAAGGCUGGACAGUGCCAUGCUUUAGAUCAAAAGAGCUCUGUGAAUGAGGUGGCAGGGCAGAAACUGGAUUUGGAACUUGUCCAGUUCAGUGAUCCUACAAAAGCUGUAGGAACUACAGUUGAGCAUCAUACAAAGAAACACUGUACAAAGGAACACAAAGAAGACAAAGGCAUUCCAGUGACAGAACCUUACCACAGGGCACAACAUGAGCCUCAUCAUGUGAACCAAGUAUCAUCAGAGAACGGGCAUUCAGAGGCUCCACAUGGGAAGCAUAAGCCUCAUCGGCAUAAAUAUGAUAUUGAAGGAUUGGUUGAACUGCUUAACAAAGUUCAGAGCACACGAGCAGAUGACCAGCGUGGAUUGCUCUGUAAAGAGGACCUGGUCCUACCAGAAUUCUUAAAGCUUCCUACAGACAAGGACUGUUGUCACUGCAGCAUGGCCAGUGCGGAUGAAUCACCAGUUAUUACUGCAAAUGCUCCGCACUGCUUGGAUCUGUCACAAGCUUCUCAAAGUGGCUGCGAACACAACUCUUCCACAAACUCCAUAUCAUCAAGAUUUAAAAAAGAUUGUUUAGCAGAGUCACAGGCAAACACUGCAACAGGUGUAGCAUCCCUGUAGAACGGGACACUUUUAAACACAGAAAAGAAACUAGAGGUUAGCGUUUUGGAUCCUACCUGCUCACAUUAUACUUCAGCAGAGAAGCCAAGGAGUGCGUUGUAAUAAAAUACUUUUUGGAUUGAAUCCCCUAACCUGGAUUCCUGUAAUCAAAGGCACAAAUCUAAACUACUGUCCCUAUAAGAUCAUUGAACAAGGCUAAACAUAACACCUUGUCUUGUGCAUAGGAUAUAAAGAUGUACCUGAGACUGAAUAAUAUGUGAGGGCAGUUUAAAUAUACAUUGAGUUUUUAAUAAUAUUUCCCUUUUAUGAAAAGUCAAAUUUCAAUUGGCAUAUUUUUUCAUAAUUAUUUGUGUUAGACAAAUUUACAGUGUUUCCAAAAAUGUGUGUGUUUUUUAAAUUAUUUUCGAAUUUCCCUUGGAGCUUUACACCUAAAUGUGUUCACUGUUCAGCAGCUCUUUGGGGGCAAAAGCUAUUAUAACCUAUUACCAAAAUAACUUGCACAUCAGUUGAUCAAAAUACCAAUUUUUUUAUGACAAGGACACAUUCUUAGAAUGGUAAAGAGUCAUUCACAUGGGAAAAAAGAAACCCUGGUGAGAAAAUGUGCCAUUUGUAAUACUUUUUUUUUUAGAAAUCUGCUCCAUGCUGCUCUAGAGCCCUGUGCGAAAUAUAAAACUUGCAUUGGAAAGGAUCAGUGAAAGUUCAAUUAAAUAAAAUUUCAGUUCUUGGUGUGCUAUGUGGAAAUUAAACAUAGCCUAAUGGUUCAGUUGCUAACAUGUGCAAUCUAACAAAAAGGCCGAACCAAAGAGCUCAAAGGAGAAGAUCCUUAUAGAAAGUAGAUGCUCUAGAGCAGGGCUGUCUACUGGAGACCCACUGGCCAGAUAUUGACCUUCUAUAGAUUUCCAAAGACCUCAGACUUCUCAAGUGCUCUGUGGACCUCAUUGACAUUAUCUUCUAUUAUAAUAUGACCUUCGAACAGAAAGGAGCUUUUUACUAACGGGCGCAGGCAUCACUUCGCUAGCAAUGGAGGUAGACGGUAGAGUUGCUUCGCACUCUGAAGCCAGGCGAAUUUUCACUCUGGCGAUUAGACUUAACUCUGCAAAUUCACUAAGAUGCAGAUUUUACUGAACGUUAC